GACACUAUCAAAGAAAAGAUUGGAUGUUAUGAUAAUAUUUUGGAACCCAUGGUUGAUGAUUAUCAAUUUGAAGAAAGUUGGAAUGAUGUACAAGACAACAAUACCAAGGAAGAAGCUCUAAAUGAGAAUAUAAGACGAUCUACUCGAGCCCGUAGAGCUCCAAA
This is a messenger RNA of Sphenostylis stenocarpa, 164 nucleotides long. Lineage: Eukaryota; Viridiplantae; Streptophyta; Magnoliopsida; Fabales; Fabaceae. The record is from the annotation of a GenBank genome assembly.